AUGCUGACGGCCCUCUUCCUCACCAUUGAUGUGAGCUUCUCCGACUUCGACACUUCCCUGGACACCUGCAUCUAUGGUGCCAUGUAUGUGGUCAUCCUGGAAAUCAUCAUCUUCGUGCCUCUGAUCGCCGGCUGUGUCUUCCUGGUGUGGUCUUCGCGCGACGUGUACCGCAUCAAGCAGGAGCUCCUGAUCAAUACCUCCACCUCUUUCGUGUUGGCGGUCCUGUGGGGCACGGCCGCGGUGUCCGGUGCAGCUGGCUGGUUCCGGGCCGACAUCAUCGCCAUCUUCCUGACGGCCUUCAACAACCUCCUGAUUGUCAUCUUCCCCGUGGUCCUAUCCUACCUACCUUUCUACAAGAGGCUGACUCGCAACCGCAUGCACUUGAACCCGGACAUCGAGGGCCAUCUUGAGAGUGGCCGCUCCAAGACCGGGCUCUUUGACUUCGAGACCUUCCGGCACUUCCCCGGGCCGGCCAUGCACUUUGAGCACUUCUGCAUCGAGUCCUGGUGUGCGGAGAUCCACCUGUUCCACACUCGGUCCCUGCGGUUCCUCGAUAAUUACAAGCGCAUGACCCCGAUGCAACGCUACGACGAGGUGCUGGACAUGCGGGACCAAUUCAUCAUGACCAACUCCCCCUUCGAGAUCAACAUCCCCGGCCAUGUGCGGCAAAAGCUCCUCCAAACCUUCAAAGAGGUGGCCGACUUGGAUGAGAACGGCAAGCCGCGGGACAUCCCGCGAGACAUUUUCCUCCCGGCGCACCGUGAGACCGGCGAGCAGCUGGACCGCCUUCUGAACAUCUGGCGUGACACGCCCAUCGGCCAGCGCGAGACUCGCGAUCUGCCCCUCAUGUGA
This is a messenger RNA of Fonticula alba, 852 nucleotides long. RefSeq lists its product as hypothetical. The record is from RefSeq and is a predicted model, not a curated record. NCBI's taxonomy places the organism in Eukaryota, Rotosphaerida, Fonticulaceae. The transcript has 3 exons. Bases 1 to 852 code for a protein of 283 amino acids.